Molecule: messenger RNA, 337 nt
Organism: Symbiodinium sp. CCMP2456
Lineage: Eukaryota; Dinophyceae; Suessiales; Symbiodiniaceae
Source: the annotation of a GenBank genome assembly
GGCGAGAAGACGGCCAAGGUCAAGACGGAGCAGCAGCUGAGCAAGGAGGCGAUCAACAAGGGCGGAGCCAAGAUCCUCGAGGCCAAGGGCUGGCGAGCCUUGCUUGAGGACACCGCCACGCCGGCAAACACAAAGGAUUCGCUCCUCAAGGACAUCCAGCCGUUCAAGAAUGCCAUGGAACAGAAAAAGGAAGAACUCGAGACGUUCUUCGCCUCGCGAAAAUGGCCGGAAUGCACAGGCAGCCGCUUGGGCCUCGAAAGGGCCAUCGCCGAUUACAACGAGGCGGCGAAGCACAUCGCCCUACACUGCGGCGGUGGCAAGAAGGGCACCAAAAAGU